Messenger RNA from [Candida] anglica, 5848 nucleotides. The record is from the annotation of a GenBank genome assembly. Lineage: Eukaryota; Fungi; Ascomycota; Pichiomycetes; Serinales; Debaryomycetaceae.
CUCACACAAACAAAAAAACAAAACCUAUCAUCGCUUAAUACCAGCAUCAUUGUAUAUCCCGUAGCCAAUUAAUAUACCCAAUCUUCAUAUUGAUAUGUCGCUCGGGGCCACUGAAAAGUUAAAUUGGUCCACGGAUGUAUUCGUGGAGUGCUACAAUGCAAUCAAAUACGAUGGGAAUGUCAAUGCUUCAAUCAUCCAAACCAUCCAAAAUGAUUUGUUUUCCCUUUUGAAAACUCCGUCCAAGCAAAGUGGCGCAGGGAAAAUCACCGAAGAGGUGGAAUUUUCCGAUGGGAAGUUCAAGUUAAACUCUGAGUUCAUGGAAGCUGCUACUAUUUUGUCUUCUGAUCUUGAUUUGGAUGUUAUUGCGGCUGCUGAAUUACUUCAUCAUGCCCGAUCAACAGAAAGUUUCCACACUGGUAUCGAUCUUUUGGAUAGUGCAAAGUGUGCAUUCUACACCAGAUUCCAAUAUAUAUUGAAUAUUGCUGGCUUUUUAAUAUCAACAGGGCAAGUAGAAGAGUUACUUUGUGAUGGCAAGAAUAAAAACUUGAACACUUUCUUCGACAACAUAAUCAUCUCUUUUGAAAGGUUAUAUGCACGUUUCACUCGUCUAAAUGAACAUAUUGACAAACAAAAAGCCACCGGAGAUCUUAAUAAUCUCGCCUUUGUUGCAUCUAUCAAGUAUGCCAAGCGUGAACUGUUCCAACUGCAUGAGAUUUUGGCCCAAAUUUAUUACAGUUUGAUUGAUAAAUAUCCAAAACUUAACACAACAAAUACUUACAAGAGAGUACUUGACCACAUGCAAAAACACUUGCAAGAUGAUGACAUCUUUACUGUGCAUUACUUACCAGGUCUCCUUCACUUCAUCCAAAGAAAUAAAACUGAUUCAGAAGUUGAAGCACUUCACAAAUUUACUGUCAGUAGACUCACUUCUGAUUAUUCAAAAAUUAGUAGUCAAUCGACACAACAAUUAGACUUGUCUAAAUCUGGUCUUCCACCUACAGAGGUAGUUCUUUCAUUAAUCUCGCUUACUCAAUUUAUUACAUGGUGUAAAGCUGACCCUUCACGUACUACCACCUACUCUUUUAAAGAUGAUAUCCUCAAGUACAUAGAAUGGUGUGUGACAUAUGGUGCAUUUGAAAAACUUCUUUGUAUAUCAGCCGACACUUCUACUUCUGCCACUCAAUUGCAAUUGGAAGGUAUCUAUGACUUCCGGUCAUUAUUACAAAAAUCGUUCCCAAGAUUGACUCCAUUGAAAUUAAAGUACUCUGGAGCUGACGAAUUGGACCGUAUAGCCAAUAUAAACGGAUUAGCAAACGUGUCAUCAUUGGUCAGCAUUGAUGGCUACUUAAUUUCUGAAUCGUUUAGUAAUGACUUGGUGGCUCCAUUCCUUCACACAUUUUUCUCUGGGUUUGUCAGUAAUGCAGCUGUUAUUCUUACCCUGUUGAGGGACAAUGAAGAAGAUUUCCUUCUUUCUACUAGUGACAGGAAGCCAGAAGGAGAAGAAGAUGAAGGCGAAUUAGAUGAGAAGGAUAGAUUCAACCAAAAGCAAAAGAGUCACCAUGGUGGACAACAAAAUAAUGAAGACCAUUCAAACGAACCCCCACAAUAUGACUUGGAUGAAAUUGCAUCUAGAUCGGACUUGGAACGCUUUUAUUUAGCAUAUGCUUACGCGCACGCAGACCGUCCAAAUAUUUGCAACCAUUUAUGGAGGGAAGAUGGCAAUACCAGUAAGGUGAACGAUCUCCUUGGGUUUAUUUCAUGGGGUGUUACUAACAACACAUCGCCUUUAAUUACGGCGACAUUUCUGAUUUUGCUCGGUUCUCUUUCAUAUGGUGGUGAUGACUCUGCCAAUAGAAUUUGGGAUAUUCUUGUUAACAACAAUAGCAAUACUUUGAAAAAGAAUGAUUAUUCCAAGGUAUCUGUAGAUUCAAUUGCGGACUCAUUGAAUUACUACGUCGACUCAUUGAAUAAGAACUUUAAAGAAGACCUUCAGUUAAAAUCUCAACAGCAAAAGAAAGAUUUUCUAUUUAGUAAUGAAUCGUCAAAUGGUGAUAACACUGACUUCUCUACAUCCCCAAUUCUUAUUGAACUUGCUGAGGACUCCGUGGUAUUCAUUACUGGGUUUAUACAACUUUUGAGUGCCAUUGUGAAAAACCUUUCCUCUUCAAAUGAACGUUCCAGAGAAGUUAAGGCAAGAAUCUUCCACCGUUUCCGGUCUACAAUUACUGAGUUUUUGAUGCUUGACAACUUGAUUAUCAAGACUGGAACUGCAUCCAGCUCGGGAAAUAAUAAGCAAAUAUUUGUUAGUGAUUCAAACAGAGUGGUAUUAUCCAACCUUAUGUUAGAUUUACUUUCGAGCUUUGUUAGAGAGGAUGACACAAGUUUGACUAUCAGAUACGAAGUAUGGGAAUUAUUAGAUAAAUGGAUAUUUCAAGGUCUUCCACUUGAAGAAAAUAAUAAUGGUCUCACAAGCAAUUCUAUUAUCAAUAUCAACAACAACAGCGGCAACAGAAACAUUAUAAACAGCAAUACCAAUAGCAGCAACUCCAACUCAAUUAACAGCAAUAAUAUUAGCAUCAGAGCCAACAACCAAUUCAAUGGAAGGGUAUCACAACUUUUCCAGUUGUCACUCACACAACUCUCCCAAGUGGUAAGCUUUACCAAGCUCGUUACAAAGCUCUUAAGACCAUUGAAGAACGAGAAUAAGGCAUUCAAGCAAUACCGCUUGUUGUACCCAGCGGAUUUAGGAACUGGAUACAGAGCCAAUGGUCAAAUUGGGGUUUGGCCAUAUAUUGAAUAUCUCAUGCUUGAAGUCUUUUCAAACUCAGGAGAACUUUUAGAUUUACAAGAUAGACUCUCACUUCAAGAACCUAUUCUUGAAAUGAUAGUGUUAUCUUUGAAAGAAGUUGACUGGAAGUUCCUUAAUGACGAAGCCCCUGCUACUAUUCGUAAUAACUUUAACCUUAAUGCUGUGAUUGGCAAAUCUUCGGAAUUGGCACUGGAUGGAAUUUCUUUCCAAUUAUUUGUCAAACUUCAUCAUUCUUUAGCUAUUAUGAAUUACUUCUUUGAUGAAAGAACCUAUAGAGCAUUGUUCAAAGUAGUGUCAAUGAAGGAAGAAGACACAACUUUAGCCACAGCAUUGGAAAUCAUUGAUCACUUUUUAGGUCUUCAAGACACUUUCAUUCACAGAUUAAUUCCUGUAUUGAAAAACAAUGAUAUCACCCCUUCAAGUAUCAAUGGUGGACCUAUUGGCUUUGGAACCAGCAUGAGUUUGGCUCUUUCAACCCCAAAGACUGCAUAUGACAAUAUCUACUAUCCUAAGAAUAUCGGUCUCCAAGGAGUGACAGACUUUUAUGAAAUCUUUUUGUUCAACCUCCCGGUAGUGGCUAAUCUUGGACUACUUGUGGGCUCAAGUGAUAUUAACACUGCGAAGGCUGCAAUCAGUAUUCUCCACUAUAUUAGUAGCUCAUCAUUUUUUGUCACCGUCAUUGAUAGAAACUCCACAGACCCAGUUCUUGGAAAGAACAGACUUCUCACAACUUUCAUGAGUAUAGAUGAAUCUGAUGCAAUUAAAUAUGCAUUCAUGCAACAGUUAGAUCGUUCUAUUGAACAGUUCGAAGACUUGGAAGCAAAAUUUUCUAUUUUGAACUUCUUGUUAGAAAAUUUACCUCAAUCUGGGCAUGAGCCAGGGGUUGCUCAUUUCCUUCUCGGAUUUCAGUUUGGUGGCGGAAAUACUCUUGGGUUAGAUACCCGUGACAGUCGCAACACACUCCUCAAGACAUUGCUUUUCGUUUUGAAUUCAUCAUUAAACAGCAUUUCUCAAAUCGACUAUAAUAACGGUAAUAUCCAUGUGAUAGACUUGGCCCCUGCAAAAUUGUCAGCACAUAUUUUGGCAAUCUUAGUCAAAUUAUGCAGAGAUCCAAUUUCAUCUGAAGUAACUCUUAAUUUCUUGCGUAAUUAUGAAAUUGAAUCCAGAAACCUUUUUGCCAAGUUAAUUGAAUGUCAACCAAAAAUUGACUUAUCAACUGAAUGGGCCAGCAAACCAAAUGCAAAGUUUGAUGGUGAUUUACUGACAAGACAUUCAAAUGAAUUUAUACAACGUGAAGGGGGAAGUGGACCAAGUGCAUUAUUUUCAUUCAUUCAACAUCGUAACUUGAUCCUUCAAUAUUUGUCCUUGGAAUUCCAUAGUACAAGCAAGCAAGGUUCACUUCAUCGUAAAGAGGUUUACAUUGAUUUGUUGUUGAAUGGUAAUGCAUUCUUGGAUGGAUCUCCUAGGGUACUUUCUUUCUUGGAUAUAUUGAACUUCAGAUUUGAAAAUUUGGAGACUUCUAAGUACGAAAAGUUUAACCAGAAAUACAAUAUUCCUAUUAUUUUGGAUUACAUGAGACAAAAUCAACAUGUUGAUAGUAUUCUUGAUUUGUCUAUCCUUGAAAAGAUUUAUAAGAUCAUAUGUAAACUGGCUACUGGUCAGCUUCAUAAUAAGGAAAUGAGAUUAUCAUUCUCACAGGAAGUUAUGGAAGAGGGUUCAAAAAUUGCCGAAUUUUUGACAAAGUAUGUUGUUUAUAAUGAUUUCAAGAGAAUUCAAUUAUCAUGUCUUCACUCGUGGGUACAACUUAUUCAAGUUUUACUUACUGAUGGGACCAUGUCUGUGCUUCGCAAAUCCAACUUCAUUCUUGAGAUUUUCCUGGUUAUUUUACCAAAGAUUAAUGAUUAUCUUGAAUUUGAUAUUCAAUUUGCCGAGGAGUUAAUAUCAUUGAGUGUCCUUCUUUUUGACUUAUAUGAGAAAGAUAACCUCAAGGAUACCCAAAGCAUCGCGUUGUAUUUACAAAGAUUAUUUCCAUUGUUCCAAACAUGCAUUGCAGGAAUUUUAUGCUCAUACUCAACUCCUGAAUUAAGAUCUGAUUUGUAUGUUUUGGCGAACAAGUUUUUGCAGAAAUCCUUUGAAAAUAAUGAGAUCCUCAAGAGUUUGACGCUUUCUAUCAAAUCAGUUGACUCAAAAUUUAUAGACAUUGUCUGUAAUGAUUCUAUUUAUGCCGAGGGUUCCCCAAGAGUAACCUCACUCUUGCUUUUGGAGUCAUUAAUCCAUAUUUCAUCCAAAAGUCAAGUAAACUUUGUUUUGGAAAGACUCAUUAAGAAUAACUCACUUCUGCUUCUUGUGAGAUCCAUCAAGAGAACAGAUGAGAUGAUGAGUCUUUGUUCUAGUGACCAUGUUGGCUCAUCAGGUGUAACAUUGAAUAAUCUUUUGUAUGAGCUUACUGCUUUCAAGGCUACAAUUUAUCUCUUGUUACGUAUUUCUGCAACUCGUUUAGGUGCAUCUAAACUUAUGCAAUGUGAGCUUUUCCCAAUAAUUAAAAACUCAAAGUUUUUGUUGAUUGACCCUGACUUGGGAUUGAACUUGCAUUUAGAUGAGUCGGAAGUCAAUGGCGUCAAGAUUCAUUUAUCUCUAGAUACUCCGUUAUCCUUAUGUGAUAGCAAUGGCGAUGAAAUUCAAAGAAAGGAUGAGAUUUCGUACUAUGAAUUUUUGGUUCCUGUCUUUCAACUUAUUACUGGUGUUUUAUUAUCAAUGGGCCCAUCGUAUAAACCAAGCAUUACUCAAGGUAAGGAUAUGUUGCAUCACUUUAAACAACUUGCCGUUGGUGUAGUCAAAAGAGAUUCUAUGAUCGAGGCCAAUCAAAAGCAAUCUAAGAAGUUCUCAGAAGCAUAUUCUUCAGAAAGCUUGUCAUUCCUCGGAUUACAAGAACUUGUGAAGUUAAUUGUGCUUUUGGAUACUUUGGUUACAUAUGAAGAAGUAUAGAUGAUAUAGAAAAUUUUAAUAAUAAAGAUAUAAAUAAUAUGAUGUAAUAAUAGA